Populus trichocarpa (black cottonwood) is the source of this 2565-nucleotide messenger RNA. Its product is annotated as transposon Tf2-1 polyprotein. Gene Ontology annotation, molecular function: nucleic acid binding. Lineage: Eukaryota; Viridiplantae; Streptophyta; Magnoliopsida; Malpighiales; Salicaceae. Gene Ontology annotation, biological process: DNA integration. The transcript is spliced from 5 exons. Bases 1 to 2565 code for a protein of 854 amino acids. The record is from RefSeq and is a predicted model, not a curated record.
AUGCUGGGAACUGGAAUUAUAAGGCCUAGCAACAACCCUUUUGCCUCCCCUGUAGUGUUGGUUAAGAAGAAGGACUCCACAUGGAGACUUUGUGUCGAUUAUAGAGCACUGAACAAAUUGACUAUCAAGGAUAAAUACCCCAUUCCAGUGGUGGAAGAGCUGCUGGAGGAACUGGUAGGAGCAACAAUAUUUUCGAAGAUUGACCUUCGAUCUGGUUAUCACCAGAUUAGGAUGGGUUCGAGGGAGGAAUUCAAGACAGCUUUCAGGACACACAAUGGCCACUACGAGUUCUUAGUUAUGCCGUUUGGGUUAACCAACGCUCCAGCUACGUUUCAGAGCUUGAUGAAUGAGAUUUUCAGAACACACCUCAUGAAGUUCAUCUUGGUAUUUUUCGACGACAUAUUAAUCUACAGCAAGACAUCUGCAGCUCACUAUGAACACUUACAGACUGUUUUCGACCUCCUGAGGAUACAUCAGCUGGUUGCUAAGGAAAGUAAGUGUAGCUUUGGCAGCGAACAAGUCGAAUAUUUGGGCCACAUUAUAUCCAAAUAUGGAGUUGCUACCGACCCCAACAAAAUCAAAGCUAUAAUUGAAUGGCUAUUGCCUAGGAACUUACGACAACUCAGAGGUUUUUUGGGGCUUACUGGCUACUAUAGAAGAUUUGUCAAAGGAUACGGAUCCAUUUGCAAACCCUUGACACAACUCCUAAAAAAGGAUGCCUUUGGCUGGAACCUAGAAGCAACUACUGCGUUCACCUUACUUAAGGAGCUGAUGACCACUCCUCCAGUAUUAUCCUUGCCAGCUUUAGAUAAAUUGUUUGUUGUAGAGACUGACGCAUCCAUGGUGGGUGUAGGUGCAGUAUUGAUGCAAGAGGGGCACCUCAUUGCCUACAUCAGCAAGUCUCUAAGGCCUAAACAACAAGCCAUGUCUAUUUAUGAAAAGGAAAUGCUGGCUAUACUGCAUGCAGUCACCAAAUGGAAGCAUUACCUAUGGGGACGACAUUUUAAGAUUCGCACGGAUCAUAUCGAAUACAGAAAAGGGAAAGACAAUGUGACAGCUGAUGCCCUCUCACGAACUUCAAGCCAAUUACUUUAUUCCUUAGUUGUUUCUUCAGUAUCCACCAAGCUCAUGGAGGAGAUUGCACAAUCUUGGCAAAAGGAUCCACAUUUGCAGACUGUCAUUCAAAACCUGCAAGUCUCUCCCACUUCACUUUCACAUUAUGCAUGGGUCAAUGGCCACCUACAGAGGAAGGGCAAAAUUAUGGUGGGACGUGAUUUGGAAUUACACAGAAAGUUAAUCUCUUUAUAUCACAACUCAGCCAUGGGUGGUCACUCAGGAAGCACGGCUACUGCAAAAAGACAAAACAAGCAUGAGAAUGUAGCUACUCCAGGGCUACUACAACCUCUGCCUAUUCCUCAUGCUCCAUUCAUUGAUAUCAGCAUGGAUUUCAUCGAUGGGCUGCCUAAAUAUGAAGGCAAGGAUGUCAUUAUGGUGGUAGUUGAUCGCUUCAGUAAAUAUGCUCAUUUCAUGUGUCUUAGCCACCCCUAUUCAGCACCUACAGUGGCUAAGAUAUUCAUGGAUAAUGUGUAUAAAUUACAUGGACUUCUAACAUCAGUUGUCAGUGACAGGGAUCCAGUAUUUCUGAGCAAAUUCUGGAAAGAAUUGUUCACCAUACAAGGGGUUAACUUACUAUACUCCUCAGCAUAUCACCCUCAAACUGAUGGUCAGACAGAGAUCGUCAAUAAAUGUGUUGAAAACUACCUCAGAUGCAUGACAGGGACCAACCCAAAUCAGUGGGCACGGUGGCUAUCACUUGCAGAAUGGUGGUACAAUACCAAUUUCCAUUCUUCAACUCAGCUCACUCCCUAUGAAAUACUGUAUGGGUUCCCUCCUCCUAUACAUGUUCCUUAUUUUCCUAGAGACUCUACAGUAGAGUCAAUUGAUGACAUCUUAACCAGGCGCGAAGAAAUGCUUAAGCAAAAAUCAGUAGUCCACAGGUCAUCACAGAAACUAUCAGCAAAGUUCUUCGGUCCUUACCUGGUGAUCAACAAAAUUGGCAACGUGGCAUACAAACUCGAACUUCCACCUUCCUCGACCAUACAUCCAGUGUUCCACGUUUCACAACUUAAAAGGCAUGUCGGAAGCCACCCAGUGCAGACUACACUGACACAAAUGCCUCCAACCCCUGCAUUACAACCACAAGCAACAAUGGACAAACGCAUCAAGGGUAAGCGCCGGGCUUCGGUUUUCCUUGGUGAAUUUGAUGUGGAGCAGGGGGAUAUUGUGGUUGCUGGCACUGAUGGAUUGUUCGAUAAUCUUUUCGGCUCCGAGAUCGAGGAGAUUCUUCAAGAAACUGAAGGAAGAUCUUGUCUUCAGGAUCUUGCCUGGACCAUUGCAACUGUUGCGUCCAUGAAUUCAACCAGCGAGGAUUAUGACUCUCCCUUUGUAGUUGCUGCUGAGUCUGCAGGAAUCAAGCACAUUGGAGGCAAAGUUGAUGACAUUACUGUCAUUGUUGCUGUAAUCGAGUUGUACCACUCUCCUGUGGCACUCUGUUAUGGCUACUGA